AUGCCAGGCCCGGGCCCCCGCGCCCCCCGCAGCCCCGUGCCGCUGCGCCCCCUCCUGCUGCUGCUGUGCGCGCUGGCGCCCGGCGCCCCCGGACUUGCACCAGGGCGUGGGCCCGACGGCCUGCAGGCGCUGGACAUCGUGCACCCGGUGCGCGUGGACGCGGGGGGCGCCUUCCUGUCCUACGACCUGCGCCCACGCUCGCUGCGCAAGCGCGCCGUGUCCGCGCACCGGGCCGUGCACACCUUCUACGAGCUGCAGUUCCGCGGGCGCUCGCUGCGCUUCCACCUGGCGGCCAACACGCACCUGCUGGCGCCCGGCUUCGUGAGCGAGACGCGCCGCCCCGGCGGCCUGGGGCGCACGCACAUCCGCACGCGCCGGCACGCCUGCCACCUGCUGGGCAAGGUGCAGGGGCCUGCGCUGGAGGGCGGCAUGGCGGCCAUCAGCGCCUGCGACGGCCUGAAAGGUGUGUUCCAACUCUCCCACGAGGACUACUUCAUCGAGCCCCUGGAAGGUGUCCCGGCCCAGCCUGGCCGCGCCCAGCCCCACGUGGUGUACAAGCGUCAGGACUCCAAGACAGGGAUGGAGGACGACCACCCCAGGUCGUCCGGCACCUGCGGGGUGCAGGAGUCCGUGGAGCAGGAGCUCCAGCAGCGGGACCUCUGGGACCAGCAGCAGCAGCAGCAGCAGCAGCAGCAGCCGCCGAGGCGUCUGCACCAGCGCUCGGUCAGCAGAGAGAAGUGGGUGGAGACCUUGGUGGUGGCCGAUGCAACGAUGGUGGAGUACCACGGACAGCCGUACGUCGAGACCUACGUGCUCACCAUCAUGAACAUGGUGGCUGGCAUUUUCCAUGACCCCAGCAUCGGGAACCCCAUUCACAUCACCGUCGUGCGCCUGAUCCUGUUGGAGAACGAGGAGGAGGACAUGAAGGUCUUACACCACGGGGACAAGACCCUGCACAACUUCUGCAAGUGGCAGAACAGCCUCAACAUGAACGGGGACGCCCACCCGCAGCACCACGACACCGCCGUCCUGAUCACCAGGAAGGACCUGUGCAUGGCCAUGAACAAGCCCUGUGAGACCCUGGGCCUGUCUCACGUGGCCGGCAUGUGCCAACCCCACCGCAGCUGCAGCAUUAACGAGGACACAGGCCUGCCCUUGGCCUUCACCGUGGCCCACGAGCUCGGACACAGUCUCGGCAUUCAGCAUGACGGCAACGGCAACAACUGUGACUCGGCUGGGAAACAGCGCUUCAUCAUGUCUCCUCAGCUGCUGUAUGACUCUGCACCCCUCAUCUGGUCCCCCUGCAGCCAACAGUACAUCACCAGGUUCCUCGACCGGGGCUGGGGCAUGUGCCUGGACGACCCACCCUCCAGGGAGACCAUCAAGCUGCCGUCCGUGCUGCCCGGCGUCCUCUACGACGUGCACCACCAGUGCCGCCUGCAGUACGGGCCUUCUUCCGUGUACUGCCAGGACAUGGACAACGUCUGCCACACCCUCUGGUGCUCCGUGGGGAGGACCUGUCACUCCAAGCUGGAUGCGACUGUGGAUGGCAGCAGGUGUGGGGAUAACAAGUGGUGUCUGAACGGGGUGUGCGUUCCUGUGGACUCCCAGCCUGAGGCAGUGGACGGCGGCUGGUCCGGCUGGAGCGCCUGGUCCGUCUGCACGCGGACGUGUGGCGUGGGCGUGCAGAGCUCCGAGCGGCAGUGCACGCAGCCUGUGCCCAAGCACAAGGGCAAGUACUGCGUGGGCGGACGGCAGCGCCUGCGUCUCUGCAACCUGCAGAACUGCCCCGAGGGCCACCCCUCCUUCCGCCACGUCCAGUGCAGCCACUUUGACACCAAGCUCUACAGGGGCCGGUGGUACACGUGGGUGCCCGUGGUCAACGACAAGGAACCCUGCGAGCUGCACUGCCGGCCCUUGAACGAGUCCUUUGCGGACAAGCUGCAGGACGCGGUGGUGGACGGCACGCCCUGCUACGAGGGCCGGGCCAGCCGGGACCUCUGCAUCAAUGGCCUCUGCAAGACCGUGGGCUGCGACUUUGAGAUCGACUCGGACGCCGUGGAGGACCGCUGCGGCGUGUGCCGUGGCGACGGCUCCACCUGUCACACCGUGAGCAGGACCUUCCAGGAGGCUGAGGGCGUGGGGUACGUGGACGUGGGGCUGAUCCCCGCCGGCGCCCGUGACAUCCACAUCCAGGAACUGGCCGAGGCCUCCAACUUCCUGGCCCUGCGGAGCGAGGACCCGGGGAAGUACUUCCUGAACGGAGACUGGAUCAUUCAGUGGCACGGGGACUACGAGGUGGCGGGCACCACCUUCACCUACGCACGCAGGGGCAACUGGGAGAACCUCACGUCCCCCGGGCCCACGGAGGAGCCCAUCUGGAUCCAGCUGCUGUUCCAGGAGAGCAACCCUGGGGUGCACUAUGAGUACACCAUCCCCCGGGAGGCCACGCGCCAGAGCCUGGGCCUCCUGCCUGAGUUCUUCUGGACCUACGGGCCCUGGACCGAGUGCACAGUCACCUGUGGCACAGGCAUGCAGAGGCAGAGCGUGUACUGCGCCGAGCGGCAGCUGGGGCCUGUGGACGAGACGUACUGCGACUCCCUGAGCCAGCCGGAUGAUCGCCAGAGGACAUGCAGUGAGGAGCCCUGCCCCGCCCGGUGGUGGGCAGGAGAGUGGCAGCCCUGCUCCAGGUCCUGCGGGCCUGGGGGCCUGUCCCGCCGGGCCGUGAUCUGCAUCCAGAGCGUGGGGCUGGACGAGCAGAGCGCGCUGCCGCCCGCGGCCUGCGCACACCUGCCCCGGCCUUCUGCCGGAGCGCCUUGCAACCUCCAUGUGCCCUGCCCGGCCACCUGGGCCGUGGGAAACUGGUCUCAGUGCUCAGUGACCUGCGGGCAGGGUGCUCAGCACCGAGCUGUCUUCUGCACCAACGACACGGGCGCCCCCUGCGAUGAGGCCCGGCGGCCAAUCAGCCAGGCUGCCUGCCCCGCGCAGCCCUGUCCACGGUCCCUGAGCACCCUGGACCCCGAAGGCUCUGGCAGCGGCUCCUUCAGCCGAGAGUUCGCCAACGAGGUCGACUUCAUCCCCCACCACCUGGCCGCCCGCCCUCCAGCCCCGCCGUCCGAGCCGGCCAGCACGGGCAACGCCAUCACGGGCGAGGGCCCCCAGCUGGGCCCACCCAGCCCCGUGUUUGUUGACGACUUCUACUACGACUACAACUUCAUCCGGUUCCACGAGAACCUGGCCUACGAGCCCUUUGGGGAGCCCAGCCCCGACCCGGCAGGCACAGGGGACUGGCCGGCCCCAUCCCUGAGCAGUUCCACUGAGCCCCCCACAGAGCCUCCCGAGGAGGAGGAGGAGGAGGAGGAGGAGGAGGAGGAGGAGGAGGAGGAGGGGGCACCAGGAGAUGGGUCCCCCGACCCUCCGCCCAGCCAGGCCAGCCCCUCCCCAGCCCCCGCUUCGGAGCCGACGCCCUGGAACCCACUGCUCAAUCUCUUGUCUGAGGAGGAUGCCUUCACGGGGUCCCCCGGCCUCGGGCUCCCCAGCUCACCCUGGCCCACUGCUGCCCCUGCCGACCCAGACGAGCUCCUGGUGGGGGAGCGGGGCCCGAACCAGCUGCGCCCUCCGCGGUGGGAGACCACCAAUGAGGUUUCUGAGGAUGAGGAGGAGCCCCUGGGCUACCCAGCGCCCCGCCUGCCCCAGGCUCCCGUGUCACCCCCUUUGUCCUCCACCAGCGCCGCCCCCUCUCCCAGCCCUGACUCCGUGGAGCUGUGGCCUGCAGUGGGGGGAGCCCCUCCCACAGCCUCUCCGCCAGAGGCCGGGGACACGGGCAGCUCCCUGGAGCCCGGGCCACCCACACCCCCAGCCCCAGGACUGGCUGCCGACGCCCUGCGGACCCCGGCAGGGUCGGGGGCCCUGCUCCUGACGGCCCCCACGGGCCCAGGGCACAAGCCUUGGGUGACUGCCCUGGGUCCGGGACCCUCGGGCCAGCCUGCGGCACCCCCAGGCUCCGUGCCAGGGUCCACACCGGCCGGGGACAGUCCAGCCGACAGCAGUAGAGCCCCAGAGGCCCGAACUCUGGGCCCCAGCCGGGCCGAGGAGCGGCCGCCUUUGGGCCUGCCACCGACCAGGAACUCCAGCUGGGAAGUGGGAACCUGGACCGAGUGCUCCACCACCUGCGGCCUGGGUGCGGCCUGGAGGUCUGUGCGCUGCAGCUCCGGCCAGGAGGAGGACUGCGACCCCGCGGGCCGGCCCCAGCCCGCCCGCCGCUGCCAUCUGCGUCCCUGCGCCACCUGGCACACCGGCAACUGGAGCAAGUGCUCCCGCAGCUGUGGCGGAGGGUUCUCCGUGCGGGACGUGCAGUGUGUGGACACACGGGACCUCCGGCCGCUGAGGCCCUUCCACUGCCAGCCCGGGCCUGCCCCUCCGCCCGCCCGCCAGCCCUGCGGGGCCCUGCCCUGCCUCAGCUGGUACACCUCCUCCUGGAGGGAGUGCUCCGAGGCCUGUGGCGGUGGGGAGCAGAAGCGUCUGGUGACCUGCCCGCAGCCAGGCCUGUGCAAGGAGGCGCUGAGACCCAACGCCACGCGGCCCUGCAACACCCACCCCUGCACCAAGUGGGUGGUGGGGCCCUGGAGCCAGUGCUCGGCCACCUGCGGGGGUGGCGUCCAGCGGCGGCUGGUCCGGUGCGUCAACACCCAGAUGGGGCUGCCCGAGGAAGACAGUGACCAGUGCAGUCACGAGGCCUCGCCGGAGAGCUCCCGGCCCUGCAGCACUCAGGACUGCGAGGUCGCCGGGCCCCCACGCUGCGAGCAGGACCUGCUGUCUUUCGGCUUCUGUGAGACCCUGAGCCUCCUCGGCCACUGCCAGCUGCCCGCUCUCCGUGCCCAGUGCUGCCGCUCCUGCCCGCCGCCCGGCCACAGCGCCCCCUCCCGUGGCCAGCCGCGGGCCACCCACCACUGA
Molossus molossus (Pallas's mastiff bat) is the source of this 4953-nucleotide messenger RNA. It is a transcript of the gene ADAMTS7, whose product is annotated as ADAM metallopeptidase with thrombospondin type 1 motif 7. Gene Ontology annotation, biological process: proteolysis; extracellular matrix organization. Gene Ontology annotation, molecular function: metalloendopeptidase activity. The coding region runs from base 1 to 4953 and encodes 1650 amino acids. Gene Ontology annotation, cellular component: extracellular matrix. NCBI's taxonomy places the organism in Eukaryota, Metazoa, Chordata, Mammalia, Chiroptera, Molossidae. The record is from RefSeq and is a predicted model, not a curated record. The transcript has 25 exons.